Messenger RNA from Salvelinus namaycush (lake trout), 1475 nucleotides. RefSeq names its product ORM1-like protein 3. Lineage: Eukaryota; Metazoa; Chordata; Actinopteri; Salmoniformes; Salmonidae. The coding region runs from base 254 to 715 and encodes 153 amino acids. The transcript is spliced from 4 exons. Gene Ontology annotation, cellular component: endoplasmic reticulum membrane. The record is from RefSeq and is a predicted model, not a curated record. Gene Ontology annotation, biological process: negative regulation of ceramide biosynthetic process; intracellular sphingolipid homeostasis; ceramide metabolic process.
GUGGCUCCGGGUGGAACUGUUUGCUUGAAUGUCGGGCUAUGUCCUGAAGGAUAACAUUGCAUAAAGACACAAUCAGAAGGUAUGUGAAUGACGGACUAAUCGAAACGAUAUAGCAGUCCAACCUAAUGAUGUCAAUUACCUAACCAGUGAAGGAGAUAGCGAAUAAGAGGAAUAUAGUGAUAACGGACUGAAGAUCGGAUUGAAGCCAUUUUCUCCUGCGGACGAGGAGCGUGGUGACUGGGGUGUUGACGUCAUGAAUGUAGGCACGGCUCACAGCGAGGUGAACCCUAACACGCGGGUGAUGAACAGCCGGGGCAUCUGGCUCUCCUACCUCCUGGGCAUCGGCCUGUUGCACGUCAUCCUGCUCAGCAUCCCCUUCGCUAGCGUACCCAUGGUUUGGACCCUCACCAACAUCAUACACAACCUGUGCAUGUACCUGUUGUUACACUUGGUGAAAGGAACUCCAUUUGAGACUCCCGACCAGAGCAAGGCUCGCUUCUACACAUACUGGGAGCAGAUGGACUAUGGUGUCCAGUUCACUGCCUCACGCAAGUUCCUCACCAUCACCCCCAUCGUCCUCUACAUCCUCACCAGCUUCUACACCAAAUACGACCAGGACCACUUUGUGGUCAACACGGUCUCUCUGAUGACCGUGCUCAUUCCCAAGCUCCCCCAGCUUCACGGAGUCCGGAUCUUUGGGAUUAACAAGUACUGAUGGGACGGAAGGGGACACCGCCAUUCCGCCAUCUCCCUGUGGACUGUGAGCACAGAGUAUCAGGCUCCUUGCUGUGGCCCCGGCCCAUAGGGAUGCACGGUCCCGCCCUGUCUCCUAAUGCUAUUUGAGCACUAUGCUAAAUGAAGCCUAUGAGGGAUACACAAGACAAAAACUAACACAGAGGCAGAAUUUAUUCACUGUAACUGUACAGGGCUCGGCCGGGUCCGAGCUCCAUGUGUCCCCAUUGAAGCUGUGCUGUGGCAUUUAUUUGUGGUUCCCUUUAUGUCCGAGUUGUUUUGAAUUCAAAGAGAACACUGCAAGUGAGGCCUUUGAGGACAUACAGUAGUAUGAGAUGUUUUUAGAUUGAGUUACAAUGUGGAGAGGAGAAACCUCUGAACGGUUUGGUCCUGAGAGAAAUGAGACGGAGACAUUUUGCAUCCCCACCCCAGGGGACAUUUUGAAAGUUAUGGCACUCCGCUAUGGACGAUGCCCUCUAGAAUUACAACUCCAGCUUUAUUUUGCAUCUUUUCCUCAAAAGGCUCCUCUUCUCUUUCUCUCGUAAGAAAGGACAGAUAGCUAGAGGGAGGGUUAGCUAGGGAGUUUCUCUGACUGUCGCAGUGGUCCGACGAGAGGGAACAACAGAAUGACGGUUUGUGCAGUUUGUGCCGUCAUUCUCUUACCAAAAUUUGCACCUGCACUGUUCUUCAAGUAAAUGUGUUUUUGUAUCAUUUUCAGUGUACAUUUUUAAAAGUAAAACAUG